Messenger RNA from Leptidea sinapis, 1161 nucleotides. RefSeq names its product 26S proteasome non-ATPase regulatory subunit 7 (gene Rpn8). The coding region runs from base 114 to 1097 and encodes 327 amino acids. The transcript has 2 exons. The record is from RefSeq and is a predicted model, not a curated record. Gene Ontology annotation, cellular component: proteasome regulatory particle; proteasome complex. NCBI's taxonomy places the organism in Eukaryota, Metazoa, Arthropoda, Insecta, Lepidoptera, Pieridae. Gene Ontology annotation, molecular function: protein binding; metallopeptidase activity. Gene Ontology annotation, biological process: proteasome-mediated ubiquitin-dependent protein catabolic process.
CUGUCAAAAUUGAGAAAUGAGAAUUGAUUUGUCAGAGGAAUUUUAGAAAGAGGUUUUGGUAUCGAAACUAAUUUAAUAUAUUGUUAUUAGUAAGCUUCAAUUGAAAUUCCAAAAUGCCUAGUCAAGAAGUUGUGACCACAAAGGUUGUGGUGCAUCCACUUGUUUUGCUAAGUGUCGUCGAUCAUUUCAAUCGUAUGGGAAAAAUUGGAAAUCAAAAGCGAGUUGUUGGUGUAUUGCUUGGUUGCUGGAGAGCUAAAGGAGUUUUGGACGUUUCAAAUAGUUUUGCAGUUCCAUUUGAUGAAGAUGACAAAGACAAGUCUGUAUGGUUUUUGGACCAUGAUUACCUAGAAAAUAUGUAUGGCAUGUUUAAAAAGGUAAAUGCAAGAGAAAAAGUAGUUGGGUGGUAUCAUACUGGUCCCAAAUUACAUCAAAAUGAUGUGGCAAUUAAUGAACUGAUUAGACGCUACUGUCCAAACUCAGUUCUUGUCAUCAUUGAUGCGAAACCUAAAGAUCUUGGCUUACCUACAGAAGCUUACCGGGCUGUAGAGGAAGUACAUGAUGAUGGUAGUCCCACUAGUCGCACUUUUGAACAUGUUCCAAGUGAAAUUGGUGCAGAGGAGGCUGAAGAAGUUGGUGUUGAACAUCUUCUCAGGGAUAUUAAAGAUACAACUGUGGGAAGUCUUUCCCAAAGAAUAACAAAUCAAUUGCUUGGGCUACGAGGUCUGCACUCCCAGUUAAGUGAAAUAAGAGAUUAUUUAGUUCAAGUUGGUCAAGGUUCUCUUCCACUAAACAAUCAAAUUAUAUACCAGUUACAAGAUAUUUUUAACCUUCUGCCUGAUAUUGCAAGUGACAACUUUGCAGAUAAUCUAUAUAUCAAAACAAAUGAUCAAUCUCUUGUUGUAUAUUUGGCAGCCCUUGUGAGAUCUAUAAUUGCACUGCAUAAUCUUAUUAAUAACAAAAUAACAAACAGAGAUGCUGAAGAAGGAAAGAAAGAUGAUUCUAAAGACAAAAAGGAAAAAAAAGAAGAAAAAGAUGAAAAGAAGGGGGAUGAAAAAGUUAAGGCUGAAAAGAAAGAGAAAGAAGAAAAGAAAAAAUAAUAGAAAUGUUUUUAGGUUAAGUUUCCUUGUAAUCUGAAUUAUUAAUAAAUUUAUUUUUAACACA